This is a messenger RNA of Desarmillaria tabescens, 369 nucleotides long. RefSeq lists its product as uncharacterized. NCBI's taxonomy places the organism in Eukaryota, Fungi, Basidiomycota, Agaricomycetes, Agaricales, Physalacriaceae. The transcript has a single exon. The record is from RefSeq and is a predicted model, not a curated record. The annotation marks the transcript as partial.
AUCAAGGACCAUCGAAGAGCCCUAACCUGGAUUCUGUUGUUGACCCACAGCCUGGCAAUAGAGAGGCUUCAUUGGAGAGAACUUGGAAGACUGAAACUUGAACGUCAGUACCACAAAUGCCGAUUCUGUAGGAUUGCGGUAGAGUCACUGGAACAUGCCAUGCUUGAGUGCAAUUCGUCGCAAGUGGAUGAGAUGCUGGCAAGAGUUGCUCACGACGAACCUAGUCUCGGGCUCACGUAUGGCCACCUGGGUGAUGUUGAGCUCCCAAGGGAGCUAGUCGAAAGUCGAAAGGCUAUUGCCACGGUCGUAAAGUGGGUGCAUGCCGUUCUAAAAAUCUUUUAUGCCGUUCCGGUCUAUCGUGGUGGUUAG